AUGGGGAAUGAUCUUAGAGGGAAGUUUGGAAGUUACAAUACAGGGGGGUUAGAAAGUGGCACGGUGUUUCAUCCGACUGCAUGGCGGUGUGGGAUACCUGCUGUGGUGAGGAGGAGGAGGAUCAAAACCAUUGCUGAUUGGUCGGAUGAUGAUGAUGAUGACAACGGUGGUGGUGGUAGUGGUGGUGGUGGUUGCGAUGGUGGUUGUGAUGAUGAUGGUGAUGGCGAUAAGGGUCGGACGGAUUUCGACAGUGGUGAGUGGUUGGUGGAUGAUUUGAGAGUGCGGGGUGAGAGGAAGGUAAAGGAUGGUGAUUGGUUGGAUGAUGGCGGGGACGAGGAGGGAGAGGAGGGAGAGGAGAGAAAGGAGGAAGAGGAAAAUGAGGAGGAAAAGGAGGAGGAGGUGGCAGGUGAGGAAGGGGAGGAGGUGGAAGGAAGUGAGAAGGAGGCAGAGAAGGAAGAGCAGGAUAACUGUGGACCUGAGGGGUUAAAGGAGCAGCACGAGAGAGAGUGUGGGAGGAGGAAGAGGAGGCGUGUGAUAGGGGGCGAGGAGGAGGAGGAGGAGGAGGAGGAGGAGGAGGAGGAGGAGGAGGAGGAGGAGGAGGAGGAGGAGGAGGAGGAGGAGGAGGAGGAGGAGGAGGAGGAGGAGCAGGAGGCAGGAAAGGGGAUGGGAGAGGAUAUGGGAGAGGAGAGACGAGGGAGGAUGGGAGUACAGGAAGCAGUUGAAAGGGAGGAGUGGGCUGGAGGGGAGGAACAAGACGAAACGAGGGGUGCGAGUGAUGUUGACAAAGAUGCUGACAGUUAUGACAGGGAUGCUGACAGUGAUGACUCCAUGAUGACUCAGCCUGAGGAUGAAGCCACGUGGCGGUCCCUGAUUGAGCAGUCCACGCACGAAUGUGACAUGGAAAGUGCAAGGGAAGGAGGGAGGGAGAAGGUGGAUGGGUUGGAGAUUGGUUCAGAUUCACAAGAGGAGGACAGAAAAUCGGGGAUGGGGUUUCAGCCGUCACAGGGUCUGGACGCACCCAGCUUCUCGCUGGGUUUGGAGGGGUGGGAUGGGGAGGGGGACACGUUGGGGGAUGGGGGCAUGGCAGAGAUGGACGGGCAACAAGGAGACGUUGCUGCUGGGAGGGUUGAGAGUGGAAAGAAGGUGAAGGUGGAAUUGUCUGGUGCUGCUGCUGCUGCUGCUGCUGCUGCUGAUUUCUCUGGUGGUGGUGGUGUUGGUGGUGGUACAGCAGCUCCUGCUGCUGAGUUUGCUCGCAGUCGUGGUGGUGGUGCUUCUGCAAGUGGGGAGGGAGACGGAGGGAGGAGGUUCAGAAGGCUGCGGAAGGCUGUAGAGGUAAGGGGCAGGGCGGGAGAGAGCAAAGAGGAGGAGCGAAUGGAGGAGGAUCGAUGGAAGGAGGAGAGAAGGAAGGAGGAGGAAACGAAGGAGGAGAGACGGAAGGAAGUGGGGGAUGGGAGCCAGUCAGAGGCGCCUGUGAAAGCAGGCAUGGGAGACAUGGCAGAAGUAGAAGAUAUAGAGGACACACCUCCGGAGGGGCGAGAGGAAGAGGAGCCGGAUGAGAGAGGAAAGGAGGGUGAGGGGAGAGAGGAAGAGGAGCCGGAUGAGAGAGGAGAGGAGGGUGAGGGGAGAGAGGAGAGGUUUGGAGAGGUGGAUGGGUUGCGGCGGCGGCUGUUCUGCGAUGGAGACGAGGAGGGGAGGUCACAUGCAGAUGUGUCGGAGGGAGCAACGGGAACUGGCAGCACGCAGGGACGGAGCUCUGUGGUUCAACCACCAGCCCGUUUCACUGACUCGCUGCAACGUCAGCCGCCUGAAACUCAGACACCUGUCUUGUCAAUUGGCAUGCCAAGGCCAGGCGUCGCGCAGCAGACACCGUUCGCACAAACUCCUGAGUCGUCUCGAAAAGAGUUUCAACAGGCACCCCCAUCACAGGCACCCGCUCUGUCUGACACCAUGCAACGUGCGCCCCCAAUGCACACACCGGCCGCAACACCUGUGCUGUCAAGCCCCAUGCAUCAGCCACCCGCAACACACACACCAGCAACACCCGCUCUGUCUGAGGCUACUCGGCAGCUGCUGCAGCGGCGCCUGCCCCACCUGCAGCUGGUAGGUUGGCUGGAGGAGCGUGGGUGUGAUGCCAACGGUGACCCUGUUUUCAUCGACUACCGAAACCAGUUUGGAGCCGAACCUCCCUCCGGAGCAGAUGCUGACAGAGGAGGCCGCCCGGCUGGUGCGGGCGCCAACGGUGACCCUGUUUUCGUCGACUACCGAGGCCAGUUUGGUGUGGGGUUGUCUUUUGGAGCAGAUGCGGACAGAAGAGGCCGCCCAGCUGGUGCCGCUGUGGGAGCUGCUGGGAGUGGGAGGGAGGGGAUGGGAGGGCAGGGCUUUGGGUGGCAGCAGCAGCAAGGGAGCAGUGGAAGGAGGAGAGGAGGUGGUGCUGCUGCUGCUGCUGCUGCUGCUAGGGCUGCUGCUGCUGCUGCUGCUGCUGCUGGUACAGGUGCUGGUGGUGGUGGUGGUGGUACAGGUGCUGCUGGUAGCAGCGGCGGGCAAUGGGUGUCAGAGGGCGGCAAGAAGGUGUAUGUAACAGCAGCAGGGAAAACCCUUUACGGCCGCAUUGCCUACCGACAACACGUCAGGGUAAGUCGUGAGUUCACACCGCAGGGUUAG
Molecule: messenger RNA, 2661 nt
Organism: Closterium sp. Naga37s-1
Lineage: Eukaryota; Viridiplantae; Streptophyta; Zygnematophyceae; Desmidiales; Closteriaceae
Source: the annotation of a GenBank genome assembly